Neocloeon triangulifer is the source of this 1759-nucleotide messenger RNA. RefSeq names its product CXXC-type zinc finger protein 1-like. Gene Ontology annotation, biological process: positive regulation of DNA-templated transcription. The record is from RefSeq and is a predicted model, not a curated record. The transcript has 9 exons. NCBI's taxonomy places the organism in Eukaryota, Metazoa, Arthropoda, Insecta, Ephemeroptera, Baetidae. Gene Ontology annotation, cellular component: Set1C/COMPASS complex. Gene Ontology annotation, molecular function: DNA binding; zinc ion binding. Bases 163 to 1701 code for a protein of 512 amino acids.
AGCUCUGAACCUGGCUUCCCGGGCCUUUGAGACGAGACCCCAAACAAACAGAAAGAGUUUCAAACAAUAUAUGUAAUAAAACUUGAGGCGAAGACGAAAAGCCUUAAGUAUUAAAUGCAUAGAGUACUGCAUUGACCACCGUCAGAAAUUUUUUGCGGGAAUAUGACGGACAAAGAAUAUUCUGGUUUAUCUAAAGAAGAGAUCGCCCGACAGUUCAAUUACCUUCCGGAGCGGAAGUCGAAGAUUGCAACUUUGUUGAAGCAAGAAGAAAAUACCAAGGAAGCUUACUGUAUUUGCAGAUCUUCCGACUCCAACCGUUUUAUGAUUGCUUGUGACAACUGCGAGGAAUGGUACCAUGGGGACUGCAUUAACAUUUCGGAAAAAGAUGCCAAGUACAUAAAGCAAUAUUUUUGCUUGCGUUGUCAAGAGGAUGAUGGAAGUCUGAAAAUUGUCUACAAACCAAGGAAAAAGGAAAAGGGAUCAACACCCCUAACUCCGUCAUCAUCUCAGUCAAAAAAGCGCAAUGAGCGAAAUGAGGAGAAGAGACAGAAAAAGAAGGAAAAGGCUGCUGAGGGGUGUGGCCAAUCUCGUUCUUGUGGGAACUGCGUCAAUUGCUGCCAAAAGGAAGAUUGCGGGCGUUGUGAUUAUUGUAAAGACAUGAAAAAGUAUGGAGGCCCGGCCAGGCUCAAACAAAAGUGCAGACAACGGCAAUGUUUGAGUCAGGGAUGGAGUAACCACCAAGUUGUGGUUCCAAAGAGGAAGAGAAAGGACUCGGACAGUGAUGGGGAGAUGGUCAAUCCAAAACUUUUCACUAGAUCAGCCCGGCAGUGUUACGGGCCUAAGUGUAUUCAUGCAGCACGCGUUGGGUCCAAAUAUUGCAGUGAGAAGUGCGGACUUACGCUGGCCAGCCACAGAAUUCUCUCAGUUUUACCCCAGAGAAUUCAAGAGUGGAAUAUGACCCAAAGUGUUGCUGACGAUAGAAACCGGAAGCAACUUGAGAAAAUCAGGAAACAGCAAAUGGAAGUGAGAAAGAAUUUGGAGAAACUGGACAAAAAGCACCAGGAGCUGGAUAGGUUGUUGGAAAAGGGCAGCAUGGUGGAGCUCGACCCUGAUGCAGAUGGUGAGGGCGACGAUGAGGCUGAAAUGAGCAUGUACUGCAUCACUUGUGGCCACGAAAUCCACACAAGGACAGCCAUUAGACAUAUGGAGCGCUGCUUCAACAAGUACGAGAGCCAGGCCUCUUUUGGCUCCAUUUACAAAACCCGAAUUGAGGGCAACAAUAUGUUCUGCGACUUUUUCAAUCCGGCCAACGGGACAUACUGCAAAAGACUCAAGGUUUUGUGCCCAGAGCACGCUAAAGACCCAAAACUAUCUGAUUGGGAAGUCUGUGGGUGUCCCCUUGUCAAAGACGUUUUUGAAGAAUCUGGCGAGCUCUGCCGAGUGGCAAAGAAAAAGUGUGUGCGCCACUACUGCUGGGAAAAACUGCGCAGGGCUGAGAUUGACAUGGAAAGAGUGCGGCAGUGGUUGAAAAUUGACGAGUUGAUUGAACAAGAACGGCAAAUUCGACACUCCAUGUCAAGCCGAGCGGGCGUGCUGGGACUCAUGCUGCAUUCAACGUACAACCACGAUUUGUAUGAAAGACUUGCUCAGCAGCAGAAAGAGGAAGUCAACAAAGCGGCUAAUUCUAAUUUGAAUUGUUAAAAUUAUUUUUUUAGUUUGUAAAUAAAAGUAAGUUGCUAAAUCGGUGUGAAAAAUAAUU